AUGUCAAAAGAGGCGAAAAUCGAUAUGAUGCUUCCAUCAGAGCAAAAACAGUAUCGUCUAAAAACUAAUUUAUACAUGGCGAUUUUCAUAAUAAUAUUUGUAAUGAUAUUUCCCUCGUAUUAUAAAAUUAAUGAUUAUUAUCUGCCUGAUUCUAUAGAAAAUGAUUUUGAUAUUGAUAAUAGCAAUAGUAACAAUAAAAAUUAUGGAAUCAAUACAUCAGGACACUACAAAAUUCUACUUCUGAUCACAUCUCAGAUGGAAGAGUACCAACAUCGUAAAUUAUUACGAAGCGUUUUGUUUGGUAUAAAUGAUAAUAUAGAUCCUUGUAUGAAAUAUGACACAAAUAUUUAUUAUAAGUUUUUAAUUCCUCCAUAUAACGUUAGUAAACAAAUGUACAAAAGUUUUGUUAGUGAAAGUGUAGAAUAUAAUGACAUAGUCGAAUUUCAACAUUUACCUGAUUUAAAUCUGAAUUUUACUCAAGAAAUUGUUCUUAAUUGGACUCAGUCGCUAAAAAAUUCUGGCAUAUCAUUUGAUUUUGCGGUACUUCUUGAUAACAACUCCAUCAUAAAUCUUUCAAAGCUUAAAAGGAUCAUAUCCACUUUCAAUAUCUCUCCAAUUCAACUUCAAUAUCUUAUAUGGGGUCGAUUUGACGAUUCUUUUGCUGAAGAUAUUUUUGUAAUUCUUGGAAAUAAAGCUAUUCAAACAAUCCUAGCUAAUAAAGACCUCAUUAAAAAGUCUGAUAAUCAAAACAUAAUCAAACAUGCUUAUUUAUAUACAAAAGACAGACAUACAUCUCUUUCAGAUAAUUGGAAUAAAUUGCAUUUCAUUAAUGAUGAUAAAAGAUUUAUCACCCUCCCUGAAAGAUUUGAUCUAAUUCCUAAAAAAACCAUAAUGGUUAGAAAACUAUCCUCAGAAGAAGAGCUAAUCAAAGUUUCUAUUCACCUUUUAAUUCCACCCAUAUCUGUUUGUCGCUCUCACAUUCCACUAUACGGAGAACCAUCAAUAGCUAUAGUAACUAGCUCUUAUUCCUAUGACAAUAUUAAUAAUUGUUCUCCAUCAAUGCUAGAUGUAGCCUACAUGUUAUCAGAAAACAAACGAGCUUAUGCUCAAAAACAUGGUUACGCAUUUAUUCCAAGAUCCUUAGAAUUUCAAUUACAAAAUGAUUCUAACCUAAAUUUGUGGGGAAAAAUUGAUGCCGUGAAAAAAGUUUUACCUUAUUAUGAUUGGGUACUUUGGAUUGAUAAUGAUGCAAUUAUCACAAAUCAAGAGAUUUCUAUUAUGGAACUUUUUACAAGAUUUUAUCAACUUUUAAAAGAUAAGAUUGAUACGAAAAAUAGUGUUAAUGAAAAAAUCAUUGAAAAUGAAAAGAUGGUUCAUCAUAAAAAGCUUGAUAAAAGAGAAUUUUCACUCGAUGAUAAUGAAAGAUAUUAUGAUGAGGGAGGUCCGUUGGAUUAUGCUGAAGAUGAUGAUGUAAAUUAUGAUCAUGAAAGUUUAUUUGAUGAUUUUGAUUUUAGUGAUGAGGAUGAAGAGUAUUACGAUUAUUUUAAUGAGGAUGAUUCUGAUGAUGAUGUUUAUGAUUUUAUUGAAGAUGAAGAUGAAGGCAUAGGUGAAAGCGAAGAUGAAGGUUUCGCAAAACUGAAAAGAUCUGAAGAUGGUGUGAAACUACUUGAUGAGAGGAUACAUUUUAUAGUAUCCAGGCCUAAAAAAGAUACAAUAACUAAUACAGGAGCGUUUUUGAUUAAGAAUUCUGAAUGGAGUUUUGAAUUUUUGAAAAAAGUGCAAGAAAUAAAUAAUUUGCAAGAUGAUAAAAAGACUGAACAAACAUCUAUGUGGAAACUUAUUGAUCAAUACCUCAGUCUAAGGGAUCGUAUAUUGUUGCUAGAUAAUGAUGACCAUACAUUUGAAACAUUCCCUGAUGUUUGGCAAAAUGAUGAUUUUAUUCUUCAUUUUGCUUCUAAUGAUUGUAGCGCUAAAUUUAUAUUAGAUUAUUUUAAAAAAAAAAAUUAA
Molecule: messenger RNA, 2007 nt
Organism: Cetraspora pellucida
Lineage: Eukaryota; Fungi; Glomeromycota; Glomeromycetes; Diversisporales; Gigasporaceae
Source: the annotation of a GenBank genome assembly